Molecule: messenger RNA, 2480 nt
Organism: Condylostylus longicornis
Lineage: Eukaryota; Metazoa; Arthropoda; Insecta; Diptera; Dolichopodidae
Exons: 5
Biological process (GO): proteolysis
Molecular function (GO): serine-type endopeptidase activity
Source: RefSeq, a predicted model, not a curated record
CAUGAAACUUUACAUUGUCAAAGGAAUGGUACUUGGGACCAUCUGCCAUACAAAUGUUUGCAAACUUGUGGAGCUGUUGAAAACGCUAAUCAGUCUCAUCUUAAUUGGCUUUAUACUUCACACAAUGGCCUUAGAAAACCUUUCGAAGUACCAUGGCAUAUUAACAUAUAUUCAACAGUAAAUAGUGAAAAAUAUCAACAUAUUUGUGGUGGAACACUAAUUCAAUCUAAUAUUGUUAUAAGUGCCGCUCAUUGCUUCUGGAAUGAUGAAAAAUCACUUCUUUACGACAAAUCAAAAUUUAUUAUAACUGCUGGAAAAGUACAUCGUGACUAUUAUUCCGAUAAAGAAACAUUUGAUAUUCAAAGGGCGUCUAUUUUCAAAAUUAAUAUACCACCUAACUUUCGUGGUUCACAAAAUAAUUUUGAAGGUGAUAUUGCAAUUUUAACACUUAAUAAUCAUUUAAAAUUGAGAUCACAUAUAUUACCAAUUUGUGUACCAUGGACAACUCAUAAUGGUAUAUUCGAUGGCGAUAACCAAGGUUUAGUCGUUGGUUUAGGUGACAUUGAUUCAGAUACAAAUUUUCCACUACUCCGAACUGUUUCAAUGCAACAACGUCAACUUGCAAGAUGUAAGAAAGAUAAACUUUUAGGAAACAAUGUUAUUCCAGAUGAUAAAUUUUGUGUAUAUCCUGACUUCAGAAAUGAAAAUAUUUGCAAAGGAGAUGGUGGCGGAGGAUUUGUAGUUUACGAUCGAGGAUAUCCUUGGUUUAUAGGAGUUUUCAGCAAUAUCAUUUUGCCGAACACAUCUUAUAGUUCAGAAUGUGACGACAAAUUAAUUCGCACAUUUACGAGUAUGUACCCAUAUGAACUCUUUAUGGAAAAUAUUACUUUAUCGGCAAAUAACGACAAUGAAUCGUCAGAAAUCGUCAAUGAUGAAGAAACAAUAGAUUCUGCAUUAUCUAAUUUGUCUCCUGGAUGCUUGGUUCCUACAAAUAAUUUAGUUCUGUUAGACAUCGACACUAAAAUUCAUUUAGAGCCUGGAACAGUUAUCUUGAACAAAGUAUAUGUUAACUACUCUUGUCCUGUAGAAUAUCUGUUAGAAGGCGAAAUAAGUAACUCCUGCACUGGGAUGAGAUGGAAAAAAUUGCAUCCAAAAUGCAUAAGAACUUGUUCCCCAAUAAAAGGCAAUUCUAUAAGAGUCGAGUACUAUUACAAGGACAAUAGAGUUGAAAAUCAAACGAUAUUUAAACCUGGCACCAUCGCAAGAAUAAAAUGUGCAACUAUGUACAGGAAGCCAACCAAGUAUCUUAUUCAUGAAGAUGUACACUGUCAAACUAAUGGAGAGUGGGACUAUGAACCAUUUCAAUGCGAGCAAAUUUGUGGUACUAUUGAUACGAAUUUACCAUUCAGUGUAAACAGUACUCUGACUUUGCCAAACAGAGUACCUUGGAAUGUUGCCAUUUAUUCUAAAAAUAAGCAACAAAAAUAUGAACAAAAAUGUGGAGGAACGAUAAUUCAAUCGAAAAUUGUUAUAACAGCAGCUCAUUGCUUCUGGGAUCCAUCUGAAGCAAUAAUAGAAGAUAAAUCGAAGUUCAUUAUUACGACAGGGAAAUUUUAUCGUGAUUUUUAUGCAAAUAAUGAAAUGCUUGAGGUUCAGAAAAUAAACAUCUCUAAAAUUAAUAUUCCGAUUACAUUUUAUGGCGCGAACUAUGACUGGGCAAAUGAUAUAGCAGUUGUAACAUUAAGCGAUCACAUUGAAUAUAAAAGUCAUAUAAGACCUGCAUGUUUAACAUGGAAAGAACAAAGUGAACAAUAUAUUCAAAGUAAUCUAGCAGGUGUUGUUGCUGGUUGGGGAAUAACAGAUAAUGGAACAUACAGUCCAGAAUUACGUUCUGUUGAAUUAUUAUCAAUUGAUAGUCACACUUGUAAAACAAAAAAGAUUACAAGAAAUGACAAUAUUGCUUCGGAUAAAUUUUGCGUUGAAACUGGUGACGGAAAAAAUGUUUGCCCUGGUGAUAGCGGUGGUGGUUUCGUUGUUCCUACUGAAGUUAAUAAUAAGAUUUUAUAUAAUCUUUGGGGUGUCGUUAGUAAUGGUAUUAUUGGAAGGGGCGAUCUUGUGCCACAAUGUAAUUCAAAUUUUAUAACAACUUUUACGAAUGUUCAAUACUAUAGACAAAUGAUCAGCGGCUUAAUUGCUCAGGCAUAGCAAUUAUAAGGUUUUUUUUUUCUAAUUACUUUGUAGUUAUUAAUACAAAUAUUUUCUUAUAUUUUUAGAAUUUUAACUUACCUGUAAAUAUGUUUAUUUAAAAAAUUAAAAGUAAAAAAAAUUAAGAUAGCUGAGUUAGUAAAAGCGUCAAUAUGCAAUCAAAUUUUAUUUUAUUAUGAAAGAAUUCCGAUUAAAAGAAAAUAGCAGCAGAUGAAAUCGACAAUCAUACUUAGAUUUUUUUUGGAUAAUCUUGUCAUAAAAUUAAACUGUCAUAA